This is a messenger RNA of Lasiodiplodia theobromae, 663 nucleotides long. Its product is annotated as Ring finger protein. The record is from RefSeq and is a predicted model, not a curated record. Bases 1 to 663 code for a protein of 220 amino acids. Lineage: Eukaryota; Fungi; Ascomycota; Dothideomycetes; Botryosphaeriales; Botryosphaeriaceae. The transcript has a single exon.
AUGGAUCCCGUCUGGGGCUUUGCCGACCCUUACAACGACUUCGAGCAGCGGCAGAGGAGUGUGACCCCAUUUCCCGGCUUUACUCCCCCCCAGUCCCCAGAGCCUCCCUUCCCCCGCCACUUCCGCGAAGUGGCAGAAGCGACGCCUGGCGAACGCGCUGCAUACAUCGCCUCGCUGUUGACCCCGGUGCUGGGCCCGAUCGACGACGAGGAAAAAUGCACUAUUUGCUUGGAUCCGCUCCCCGAACCGACGGACGAUGGCCACGCUCCUGCCGUGCAGCUCGUUUGCGGCCAUCCCUACUGCCGGAAGUGUAUCAUGACCUGGCUUCUCGAGGUGCCGAAUAACAGUUGCCCCUACUGCCGCCGCCAGCUCUGGGAGGAGCCGCUGAGAAUUACGAUUGACGACGACUCUGAUUCUGAAGGGGCCUCGUCGACUGUUGGAGAGGAUGAUGAUGGAGACACUGUGAUGGGUGACGAUGGUUCAGAGGAAGGGGAGGACCACGACGAUGAGGAGGUUGGAGGUUCUGGCAACGAAAUGGAUGAGGAUGACGGGGCCAGCGUCUCGGUCGCCUCCUCGGAUGGAGAUGACAGCGAAGACGAUGUGCAGCUGGGCAGCAUGUACGUUUGCGGUCUCAGGAGGAGCGCCCGCCACAGCGGAUACUGA